AUGCCCAUCGCACCCAUCACAGGAAAGCUCAGGAAGCGCCUUUGGCUCGACCUCUCCACGUCUCUCGGCCUUGGCACAGCAUGCGCAUACUUCUUCUGGUACAACGUCCAUCUCAAGCGUGUCCAGCGCCAGGAGGAGUUCUACCUCGCCCUCGAGCGCAAGAAAGCCCUUGCAUAG
Messenger RNA from Stereum hirsutum FP-91666 SS1, 177 nucleotides. RefSeq names its product cytochrome-c oxidase. Gene Ontology annotation, biological process: mitochondrial electron transport, cytochrome c to oxygen. The record is from RefSeq and is a predicted model, not a curated record. The transcript is spliced from 3 exons. NCBI's taxonomy places the organism in Eukaryota, Fungi, Basidiomycota, Agaricomycetes, Russulales, Stereaceae. The coding region runs from base 1 to 177 and encodes 58 amino acids.